Molecule: messenger RNA, 1215 nt
Organism: Phacochoerus africanus (Common warthog)
Lineage: Eukaryota; Metazoa; Chordata; Mammalia; Artiodactyla; Suidae
Gene: NANS
Product: N-acetylneuraminate synthase
Exons: 6
Coding region: 115-1194 (359 amino acids)
Biological process (GO): carbohydrate biosynthetic process
Molecular function (GO): N-acylneuraminate-9-phosphate synthase activity
Source: RefSeq, a predicted model, not a curated record
GCUGACGUGGCGGGGCCUCCGAGUGGGCCCAGCUAGGCUGCAGACUGAACACAAGAGAGGAGGUGGCGGCGGUAACUAGGCGGGUGGUGCGGCACGAAAGCACAAGCCGCUGCCAUGCCGCUGGAGCUGGAGCUGUGUCCCGGACGCUGGGUGGGCGGGCAGCACCCAUGCUUCAUCAUUGCGGAGAUAGGCCAGAACCACCAGGGCGACCUGGAUGUGGCCAAGCGCAUGAUCCGUAUGGCCAAGGAGUGUGGGGCUGAUUGCGCCAAGUUCCAGAAGAGUGAGCUGGAGUAUAAGUUUAAUCGGAAAGCCUUGGAGAGGCCGUACACUUCAAAGCAUUCCUGGGGGAAGACCUAUGGGGAGCACAAACGCCACCUGGAAUUCAGCCACGCCCAGUACAGGGAGCUGCAGAAAUUCGCUGAGGAGGUUGGCAUCUUCUUCACUGCCUCUGGCAUGGAUGAGAUGGCAGUUGAGUUUCUGCAUGAACUGAAUGUUCCAUUUUUCAAAGUUGGAUCUGGGGACACUAAUAAUUUCCCUUAUCUGGAAAAGACAGCCAAAAAAGGCCGCCCAAUGGUCAUCUCCAGUGGGAUGCAGUCAAUGGACACCAUGAAGCAAGUCUAUCAGAUUGUGAAGCCCCUCAACCCCAACUUCUGCUUCCUCCAGUGCACCAGCGCAUACCCACUCCAACCUGAGGACGUCAACCUGCGUGUCAUCUCGGAAUAUCAGAAGCUCUUUCCUGACAUUCCCAUAGGAUAUUCUGGGCAUGAAACAGGCAUAGCAAUAUCUGUGGCUGCCGUGGCUCUGGGAGCCAAGGUCUUGGAGCGUCACAUAACUUUGGACAAGACUUGGAAGGGGAGUGACCACUCAGCCUCGCUGGAGCCUGGAGAGCUGGCCGAGCUGGUGCGGUCUGUGCGCCUCGUGGAGAGGGCCCUGGGCUCCCCAACCAAGCAGCUGCUGCCCUGUGAGAUGGCCUGCAACGAGAAGCUGGGCAAGUCUGUGGUGGCCAAAGUGAAAAUUCCGGAAGGCACUGUUCUAACACUGGACAUGCUUACUGUGAAGGUGGGUGAACCCAAAGGCUACCCUCCUGAAGACAUCUUUAGUCUGGUGGGCAAGAAGGUUCUGGUCACUAUUGAAGAAGAUGAUACCAUCAUGGAAGAAUCGGUAGAAAAUCAUGGCAAAAAAAUCAAGUCUUAAAAUAAAAUGCCAUUCUCCAAA